CGGCCCAGUAAUCGGUUGUCCGCCCUGCAGCAGACAGCCAGAGCGUGCCGCGCUGCCCACCGGACGAGAAGGGAGACGGGAUGCUGCGAUCCGCCGCGUGUCUGCUGCUGCUGGUGGCCGCCUGCGUGGCCGAGGAAGUCACCUUCCGGAACUGCAACGAGAAAGGGCUGGAUGACGUGGGCACGUCGCGCAACUGCAGCAUCCACCGGGUAACGGUGACCCCGUGCAGGGAGGCGGCCCAGAACAAACCCUGCAGGCUGCUCAAGGCCCGCAGCGCCGGCAUCUCCUUCACCUACACUCCAGACGAGAGCGCGGACGAGCUGGUGAGUGUGGCUUCCUGGAAGGGUCCCCUCAUGAACGCCAAGUUCGAGGGCAUGGACACGGACGCCUGCCACUUCACCAGCUGCCCGGUCACCGGGGGCCAGGCCAGCAACUACACCUUCAACCUCACCCUGGGCCGCCGGAUACCCACGAGAGAAUACGAUGUGAUGUGGAAGCUGUGGAACAAGGGUGAGGAGCGGAAGUUCGAGUGCUGCUUCCUGAUCACCAUCAAAAUCAGCGGCUCCAGAAGCUAGAAGGCGCCUGGCCAACGCCUGGCGCUCGCCACGGCCUUCAGCACGUGCUCCUCUGCGAAGAGUCUGUCUGCCAGAGAGCAGACAUUCAGUUACAGUCUGACAGUGCCGUUACCCCGGCAGCUGUGUAAAUUUCUUAUUGUAAAAAAUAAAAUGGAGAUUUGGAAAUAAACUAUGCCUUUAGGCUUUAACAGCUUGGGCUGUGUUACUUUUA
This is a messenger RNA of Schistocerca serialis cubense, 786 nucleotides long. RefSeq names its product MD-2-related lipid-recognition protein-like. Gene Ontology annotation, molecular function: sterol binding. Bases 81 to 575 code for a protein of 164 amino acids. The record is from RefSeq and is a predicted model, not a curated record. Lineage: Eukaryota; Metazoa; Arthropoda; Insecta; Orthoptera; Acrididae. Gene Ontology annotation, biological process: sterol transport. The transcript has 4 exons.